This is a messenger RNA of Scomber scombrus (Atlantic mackerel), 1032 nucleotides long. RefSeq lists its product as uncharacterized. The transcript has 6 exons. Gene Ontology annotation, biological process: response to bacterium. Bases 1 to 1032 code for a protein of 343 amino acids. The record is from RefSeq and is a predicted model, not a curated record. Lineage: Eukaryota; Metazoa; Chordata; Actinopteri; Scombriformes; Scombridae.
AUGAUCGUGUUGUGGGUAACACUGCUUGUUCUUCAUCAAGGAUAUACGCUGAUUCCAGUGAUCACAGUUCAACUUGAUGAACCUGCAAACUUCACAUGUGCUUUGUCUGAUGAGAUCAGCAGGAAAAAUGUCCACUGGUACAAGCAGAGUGCCGGUGAUACUCUGCAAUUAAUUGUGAAACUGAGUCAGUAUAAAGAACCUGAGUAUGCACCAGAGUUUUCUCCUUCAAAAUUGAAGGCACAUAGAGAUAAGAAUAUUAGUAACCUGACCAUUUUGAGGACAACCCAAGAAGACGAGGGAAUGUACCACUGUGGAGUCACUGACUGGAUUAAUACUGAAUGGAGCGGGACAUAUUUGCUAAUAAAAGGAAACACUGAAAGGACAUCAAACUAUACUGUUGUUCAGGGGUCAACAGUAUCCGAUCCAGUCCAUCCAGGAGACUCUGUGACUCUCCAGUGUUCAGUCCUCUCUGACUCUGGGAACAAGACGUGUUCAGGAAGACACAGUGUUUACUGGUUCAGAACCGGAACAAAUGCAUCUCAUCCAGACUUCAUCUACACUGAUGGAAGUAGCCCUGAUGAAUGUAGAAAGAAAUCUGACAUGAAAUUGUCUCCAAAGAGCUGUGACUAUCACCUCUCUAAAAACGUCAGCUCCUCUGAUGCUGGGACGUAUUACUGCGCUGUGGCCACAUGUGGAAAGAUAUUAUUUGGAAAUGGAAUUAAUCCUGAACUUGUGCAAAAAACACAUUCACUAUUUAUUGAAAUAGUGAUAUUAAUAGUCUGCUUGGCCGUUUCCAUUGUUGCAAAUAUCGUCCUCAUCUGCCACCGAAGUGUACGUGAGCAAUAUAAUGGAAAGAAAAGCACUAUUUCAGAAGCUCAACAUGACAACUUGUGCCAACCAGUACAUGAUACUAUUGAAGCUGAUGAUACAAUGAACUACGCUGCACUGAAUUUCUCUGAAAGAAAAGCAAAGAGAGGAAGAAAGAAGAGAGAGUUUUCAGAGGACAGUGUGUACUCUCAAGUUAAAUGUUGA